Messenger RNA from Chlorocebus sabaeus (green monkey), 1281 nucleotides. The record is from RefSeq and is a predicted model, not a curated record. NCBI's taxonomy places the organism in Eukaryota, Metazoa, Chordata, Mammalia, Primates, Cercopithecidae.
AUGGCUGCCCAAGAGAUGACAACGUCCAACACCACGCAGGAGUGUCCAACCAUCUCUUCUGGGCAGCAUAUUUUCUACAACACUGAAUUUGGAAAACAAGCAACAAGAUUCAUGAAACUGGACAACUGUCUUUAUAACAUUACCAGUGAUAAAACCAGGUUCUUCAAAGGACUAAAAGCUAAAGGCGACGAUGAAUUCAUUCGACAAGUCCUAGUCGUGCGCCCUGGCGAGUGCCAGACCCUGCUCCCCGCAAGGGGACCCACGAACGACCCUCACCACCACCUCUGCCCUGGUGGAGCCCCCGUGCGGAACACAGGAUCCGAAGAUGGCAGCAGAAGCUCCUCAGCAGCCCCGAAAGCGACUGGCCAGGGUGGGCACAGGCUCCUUCACUGGGUGAAGGCGGCGCAAAGAACGGGAAGAACCAUCCCGGGAGCCCACCGGGCGUUCAGCUUCCCUUGAGCUCCCAGGCGACUCGGGCUCGGUAGCCCACCGGGGAGUUUCCGGAAGCUCCUGAAGCAGGCGAGGGGCGGGGCGGGCGAAGGCCAUUCGGCUGUUCCUCUGGCUCCAGAAUCUCCUAACGCGCAGGUGUCCAACGUGACCAGCGCGACUCACCGCUCUAAUCUCUCUGGUUUUCCAAGGGCUUGUUCAGUCGUCCUGCCGGGCAGGCCCUGAGAACGGACGGAAAGGAGUAAGUUUAAUGAGUGGCCCUUCCUGCAUCGCCCUGUAAAGCCGGCAGCGGUUGUCUCUGUGGCGCAAUCGGUUAGCGCGUUCGGCUGUUAACCGAAAGGUUGGUGGUUCGAGCCCACCCAGGGACGAUUCUUGGAGCUUUUAAAGCAUUCACGCAUUGUCAAUCACUAGACAAAUGGACAGGAUUUUAUCUUCCGGAGUCCCAAGACACUCAUUUUUGACUGAUCCAUGUCAAGGCCCAGCCCACCUCCCCGACCAGAUUCUUAACCGGGUAUAUCCUGAAACAGAGACCAAGGAACCCACUUCUGGUGUGAUAAAAUUCUAAUUCAGUCUGUUAUACGCUUAAACGAGUAAUUUACAUGCCUCCAUUUUUUCAUAUUUUAGUAGUAGGAGUCCAGUAUUACCUCCAGGACGUGCCUGGAUUUCCUGAUUGCUCUAUCAAUAAUGUGACCAGCGGAAUGAUUCAUCAUGAUAGGGAUCCUCUUCAUCAUUUUUGAAAACAGUAUUUUUCCUCAGUUUGUGCAGGAUUUAUUUAACCCUUUUCAAAAUGUUUUUGAUAGCCAGGCAUGGUGGCACACACCUGUAAUCCCAGCU